GUCACUUAUAAAACGACGACGGUCUCGAUAACCUGACCCGCUAUAAAACAUGUCACGACGACGCCGGAACAUGCAGGUCGCUUGCCCCGGGCCUUGCCCGUGAGAUGAGGCCCACGAUUGGUCGCGGCGAUCCAUAACACACGGCUCAAACAAAAUCUUGCUGUGGAGUGACCUGCCGUUCUGCAUGCAUACUGUAUCGGGCUAUCUCACCGGCCACUCUCGUCCAACUCAUUUCCUUCGGACAUCCACAGCACAUCCACAAUCGUCUUGUUUGCAUCGCUCCUCAGCGCCGUCCUGGGCGCCAUCUGUCACACGCUAUCAUCCCGAGCUAUGCGCACUGUGGCCAGGAAUGGGCCAUACGUCGUCCCAUAGGUGUAACGGCCAAGCUCGCUCACAUAAAAAACAUGGCACGAAAUGCCGAUCAUGAUCGCGAUUGCUCCAACCAAUUCUCGCCAGCUUUGUGAGUCGUCGCACUGCGUGGCGUUGUGCUAUCUGGUCCGCUGGCAGUCUGUGGCGCUGGAGAAAAUUAAAACGCUGUCGUGGUCGCUUCUGGCCACGAAAACGGUGUUUCCUUAGAGACUCCUGGUGACCAUAACCGUGACAGCCACACUGACUCGGGUGUUUUUGUUCCCGCUGGUGGAGAGAACUGAGGAUGAAAUAGUUUGUUGAUUGGGCAUGCGGCAUUGCCCCUGUCUAGCUGAUAUGAUAUUCUGCAUGUUUCGCGAUUGUGGCAUAGUUAUUCUUGUACCACCCGCCUCGGCCUUGUCCAACUAGCACAAAGGAGGGGUAGUGGUGCUUGUGCCUUACUUGCUAAGUGGGUGCGCUUUGCCAGUAACCUCAUCCCGUCAUCCCGUCUAAACGAUAAGAUGAGCCUUUGAAAAUCACCGGGUCUUCGGCGACCACCAGGGUGACGGGCUGCAUGUUCUGGCUACACUAUGUCAUUUGUCUGCAAUCAUAAAGAGAUCUAACACUCCUUCCACCGCACAACUAUACACCAGUCCGCCCUGGCUCAUGCCUGUCGCAUCCAGAUAGUCAGUUACUCAAUAUGAGCGACGAUGGAGCUUACGCCUCCAAAUCUCCAACUUGGAUGACGGCGGGUGCAGCGGCAGAGGGUUAUCCUCCGAAAGGGUCCUCUCCGAAAGACUCUUCUAGAAAAAGAUUAUCUCCAAAGGGCUACUCCCCGAAAGGCUCUUCUCCAAAAGGUUACUCUCCAAAACCCGGAUCGGAACAUGAGCGCACCUCGCACUCUCCACCGUCAAUCUACAACAUCCCCCUUGCGGGUUCACCGGGCGCCGAUGCGCCUACAGCUGAAGAGCAGGCUGCCGCAGACGAAGAUGCGGCUGAAGCGCCAGUUCAGGCUGAGAACGGAAUCGCGAUUGACAGCGACCAGGGCUCCUUCUUCGAUGAUGGUUACGAGACGGACUCAAACCCAUCUAUUUCGACGUCCCUCGCGAGCAGCAUGCGUAAUUAUAAGUUCGAGAAUGGGCGUCGCUAUCACCGUUUUCGGGAGGGCAGAUACAAUUUCCCGAAUGAUGAGAUGGAGCAGGAUCGCGAGGACCUAAAACACGCGUUGGUAGUGAAGCUGUGCCAGACGUAUUAUUUUGCGCCUAUUCAUCAUAACAUGCAAAAUAUUUUAGACAUGGGAACAGGGACAGGCAUCUGGGCGAUUGAGGUGGGCGACCAACAUCCCGAAGCCACCGUCCUCGGGGUGGACCUUUCCCCGAUCCAGCCCGAAUGGGUACCACCAAACGUGAAGUUUAUGGUCGACGACAUCGAGAGCCCCUGGAUCCAUCCCCCUAAUCACUUCGAUCUCAUACACUCACGGCACAUCGUCAUGGCUGUCAAAGACUGGCCCCGCCUGCUCCAAAACGCCUACAGACAUCUCAAACCUGGUGGUUGGAUUGAGCUGCAGGAGAUCCACCAUUUCCCCCAGUCGCCCUCCGAUACCCCCCUACCGGCCGAUCUCCCCCUUGUCCAGUUCUGGGACCUCGUCGCACAAGGUCUCGACAACUUGGGCGUCGAUUUCAAGCGCACCCUCUCCCUUGCAUCCAUGGUGCGCGACUGUGGCUACGCCAACGUGACGGAGCGCGUCUUCCACGUGCCAAUCGGGACGUGGCCCAAGAACCGCACGCUGAAGGAGUGCGGAUUAUACUGGAAAACUGUACUUAUGGAAGGGCUGAGCCCGAUCGCGCUGGGCCCGUUUACGCGAGGAUUGGGCUGGUCGCAGGCACAGGUUGAGGCGUUCCUGGUGGGAGUGCGGCAGUGCAUGAAGGAGGGGAAGGAUAAUGCGUUCAUGCCUAUGCAUAUCAUCUAUGCGCAGAGGCCGUGGGAUGAUGUGUGACUGGGCUAUGAACGGGGUGUAUCAAUUUUUUCCGAUCGACGCUGUGAAACAUAAAUUGGGAGCUGGGAAAGGAGGGGUGUACAGAUCAAGGGGUUAUGAAGUGAUAGGGGUAAAGUGCGGGUGCACAGCGUUCGGAAUGGUUUGGAUCACGGCAAUGGUGCAUUCCUCGGCGGCAGGGUGAGGGCAGUGAGCAUGCAAGUAGCCAUUGAAGCAGACAUGGUUGGUAGCGAUGACAGGUCUCGGACCGAGAGCGAUCCCUUACGUCCCGACCGCGCAAGGCAUGUCGGGUGAUGCUCAUACGGGAAAUCGGGUGAUACAGUGACGACGGGAGAUGCGCCAACUAUCCUCAAAUCCGUCAUACCAGAGCCAGCAAAUACCGCAUGGGAAGCCAAAGACAUGCAGAAUGGGUUUCAUCGGGGGACCGACGUAGCCAUAAUACCCCUCAAAGAAUAGAAUUCCUUUUGAAGCCAAAUUGUUUCAAGGCUCGAAAACACAUGAUAAUUCCAACAUGGCCAAGUGGCUUGGUUAAUGCC
Molecule: messenger RNA, 2874 nt
Organism: Pseudogymnoascus verrucosus
Lineage: Eukaryota; Fungi; Ascomycota; Leotiomycetes; Thelebolales; Thelebolaceae
Exons: 4
Coding region: 1046-2341 (431 amino acids)
Molecular function (GO): methyltransferase activity
Source: RefSeq, a predicted model, not a curated record